Aspergillus ibericus CBS 121593 is the source of this 225-nucleotide messenger RNA. RefSeq lists its product as uncharacterized. Gene Ontology annotation, biological process: regulation of DNA-templated transcription. Gene Ontology annotation, molecular function: DNA-binding transcription factor activity, RNA polymerase II-specific; zinc ion binding. NCBI's taxonomy places the organism in Eukaryota, Fungi, Ascomycota, Eurotiomycetes, Eurotiales, Aspergillaceae. The record is from RefSeq and is a predicted model, not a curated record. The annotation marks the transcript as partial. The transcript has a single exon.
AAGCGCAGACGUGUGCGUAAAGGUUCACGGUCCUGCUGGGAAUGCAAACGACGGAAGAUCCGAUGUCGCUUUGCCGCCCCGGACGAUGCUAUUUGCAUCGGCGGCCAGCAUAGACGGGCGGACUGUGUCAGUCAGGAGAUGCCAGAGGAUCUGUCGGCAGCCCGAAGGGGCAACCGACAGCUCGGGGACCGCAUCGCCCGCAUCGAAGAGGUCAUGAAGGAUUGG